GUUUGCUCCCGUGCACACUUCAAUUCCUUCUCGCUCACUCCCUCUCAUUUCAAACAUCGACUUUUGCCUCUUGCCUCGCUACUCUUGGAAGUGUAUCAAAAAAGUCUGUUGACUUUGGAAAUUCAGUGACACAGAGAUGUUCCAGGAUUGCAACAGGAAGCGCUUUUUGGCCACAAUCAGCAAGACAGGCAAACGCGACGACCAAUUGUCGGCCUACUUGAACGACAACAAGUGCAUCACUGCGCUGCCACCGGUCAGCUCCUUCCGCCAGCCGAACAGUAGCUGCUACGACGCCGCAUCCGACGGUUACAACACUCCAAGCCCAAUGUCUUCGGAAAGCAGUGACCACCACGGCCAUCAUAUGGGUGGUGGGCAUCCAACGUACGGCGGACACUUGGGUGAGAGUCCGUUACCAUCGCCCAACCAGCGUCAUGCCGUUUCACCAGCAUCAGCUGCAUCGUCCGAAGAGGAACUCCGUCAGCGAUUGCAAUAUUUCGUCCAGCCGCCGGCCAGCAAUAACUCAUCCGGUAACUACUACGACCUGCGGGUCAGCGUCAAAGAAGAUCCUGAACGCUGUUACCUGUCCGUCGGUCUACCCACACCCAGUUCUCCGGGGUCGCCAUUAAACAGCCACCUGCCUCACAUGGUAAAUUCACCAAUUAGCCCGGCUCCUUCUUCCGUCCAUCCAGCCAUGGGCGAAUAUCGAAACCCGUCGAGCAACCAAAGCGGCUCUGAUUCCGAGUCGACUUUGCCGCGCAGCACGAGCAGCGCAUCCAACGGUCAGAAACGUUCGCUGAAGGAAGUGGCACCGCAGGUGAUGAAGAAACGUCGAUUGGCCGCCAACGCUCGUGAACGCAGACGGAUGAACAACCUGAACAGCGCCUUCGACCGGCUUCGUGACGUCGUGCCCGCUCUCGGUAACGACAGACAACUCUCCAAAUACGAAACGCUUCAAAUGGCGCAAAGUUACAUCACCGCAUUAUGUGAACUGCUUCAGUAAAGUUGCACUAAAGGUUUUGUUGAAACGAUUAUUGCUGCACUUGUUGCCAUUCCGAAUUCAUCGGUUGAAACUCUGAAGACGGGUUGAAAACUAAUUCCAGUUCAUCACAGUAAAAGAAGACGUAAAGUACCUCAUCAUUCAUUGUAUGCCUCCCCUUCAAAUGUCAGAGUGUUUAGCAUAAAUAGUAAAUUAAGACUUGAGAUCGUGCCGUACAUUCGCCUCUGAAUGGCAAGCGAUUCAGGAUAAGAAGCUCGGUGAACAUAUCGAAAAAGAAAUUCAUGGCUUUUCACCAUGACAUUUUCAACUGUUGUUAUUGCAUACACAUAAAUCUAGUCUCUGUUUCGUUGAUGGUGCCCGGUCGGCCGCUGUUUCUGACUCCGGCGACGACGUCAUUUAUUGUCUAUUGCCUCAAGUAUGUAACUCCUUCUCUCGUGCUUGGCAAUUCAACGCCUUUUUCCUUUUGAAUAAUUGUCUGCCACUACCCCCUUCCACACUCUUGCAUUAUCAAACUUCAUCGGCUCUUGGGGCUACCAGCAUUUGAAAAUGGAGGCUCUGCUCUUGCCUUUCCUUUAAUUUAUAUGAAUCUCUUUGGCGAAAGAAGUGAAACUAAAUUUACAAUUAAAUGAUAAAGAAAUGAAACGCUGCGCAAAUGAUCGAUAACAACAAACGAAGCGCCUCUUUUUGCCCUGAAUUUUCGUAUGCGUGUAUAUGAAAAGCUUCUUUCCUUUCAGAACAAAAAAAUGCUCACAACUACGUGCCUUUUUAUCUUUGUGUGUGUGUCGAUGCAACGUAAUGACGUAAACCGUAUACCUUAUCGUACCGUCCAUAUUGUGCCUUAUUGCUGAUCAUUCGUUACAGACAAAUAGAUUUGUAUUUGAAA
Messenger RNA from Daphnia magna, 1880 nucleotides. RefSeq names its product musculin. Bases 137 to 1000 code for a protein of 287 amino acids. Gene Ontology annotation, molecular function: protein dimerization activity. The transcript has a single exon. The record is from RefSeq and is a predicted model, not a curated record. Lineage: Eukaryota; Metazoa; Arthropoda; Branchiopoda; Diplostraca; Daphniidae.